AGUCACCGAUGCUGGAAGGGUUUCUUUGGCCCUGAGUGAAGAGAGACCCAGAGGGAACACUGAGGUGCCUGCCCAACCACUCUGUCCCGGUUUCCUUCAGCAGGACCAGGUGAGAGAAGCCAUGCUGGUCGUUCAGAUGCCUUUCUCCUUUCCCAUGGCCCACUUCAUCCUCUUUGUCUUUACGGUUUCCACUAUAUUUCACGUUCAGCAGCGGCUAGCGAAGAUUCAAGCCAUGUGGGAGUUACCGGUGCAGAUACCAGUGCUAGCCUCAACAUCAAAGGCACUGGGACCCAGCCAGCUCAGGGGGAUGUGGACGAUCAAUGCAAUAGGCCGCCUGGGGAACCAGAUGGGCGAGUACGCCACACUGUACGCCCUGGCCAAGAUGAACGGGCGGCCCGCCUUCAUCCCGGCCCAGAUGCACAGCACCCUGGCCCCCAUCUUCAGAAUCACCCUGCCGGUGCUGCACAGCGCCACGGCCAGCAGGAUCCCCUGGCAGAACUACCACCUGAACGACUGGAUGGAGGAGGAAUACCGCCACAUCCCGGGGGAGUACGUCCGCUUCACCGGCUACCCCUGCUCCUGGACCUUCUACCACCACCUCCGCCAGGAGAUCCUCCAGGAGUUCACCCUGCACGACCACGUGCGGGAGGAGGCCCAGAAGUUCCUGCGGGGCCUGCAGGUGAACGGGAGCCGGCCGGGCACCUUUGUAGGGGUCCAUGUUCGCCGAGGGGACUAUGUCCAUGUCAUGCCAAAAGUGUGGAAGGGGGUGGUGGCCGACCGGCGAUACCUACAGCAGGCCCUGGACUGGUUCCGAGCUCGCUACAGCUCCCUCAUCUUCGUGGUCACCAGUAAUGGCAUGGCCUGGUGUCGGGAGAACAUUGACACCUCCCACGGUGAUGUGGUGUUUGCUGGCGAUGGCAUUGAGGGCUCACCUGCCAAAGAUUUUGCUCUACUCACACAGUGUAACCACACCAUCAUGACCAUUGGGACGUUCGGGAUCUGGGCCGCAUACCUCACGGGCGGAGACACCAUCUACCUGGCCAAUUACACCCUCCCCGACUCCCCUUUCCUCAAAAUCUUUAAGCCAGAGGCAGCCUUCCUGCCGGAGUGGACAGGGAUUGCCGCAGACCUGUCCCCCUUACUCAAGCACUAAUGCUGGCCCAUUCUUUGAGACCUUUUCUCCUUCUCUGCCUCCCUCAAGAUGAGUGCCCGGGCAUGAGAAGCACAUGGUUCCAUGAGCAGGACCCAUCUCUCUUCUGUGAAGAUGCGUUGGGCUGCAAGUAACAGAAAUCUCAGUGAACAGUGGCCUGGCGUGGUGGCUCAUGCCUGUAAUGCUCGCACUUUGUGAGGCCAGGGUGGGUGGAUCACUUGAGGUCAGGAGUUCAAGACUAGCCUGGCCAACAUGGUGAAACCCCAUCUCGACUAAAAAUACAAAAAUUAGCCAGGCGUGGUGGUGCACACCUGUAAUCCCAGCUACUCGGGAGGCUGAGGCAAGAGAAUCACUUGAACCCAGGAGGCGGAGGUUGCAGUGAGCCAAGAUGGUGCCGCUGCACUCCAGUCUGGGUGACACAGCAAGACUCCAUCUCAAAAAAAAAAAAAAAAAAAAGAAAAGAAAAAGAAAUGAAUGGGUUCAAAGACCAUAAUCAUGCAUAUCACAUAAGACCAGAAGUGGCCCAGGUCCAGGGUCAGUUAAUUUAGCGGCUCCACAAAGUCAUCAGUCACCUGAGCUCCAUCCAUCUUCACAUGCUGUGCUACCAUUUCUUAGCUGUAUCAUCCCAUGGUCCCAAAAGGGCUGCUACACAUCCAGCCAUCACAUGCAGAUAAUUCCUUUCAAAAACAGCAGAAAGAGGCUCGUUCUUGUCUUGGUCCCUUUUGAAGAAUGAAUGAAACCUUCCUAAGCCUUCCAGCAAUUUCCCCCCAACUCCGAUGGGUAGGAAUUGUCACAUACCCAUGUGACCCGAUAGGAGGCAAAAGAAAUGAGACUUCUGGGAUUAGUUUAGCCUCAGAUUCUGCAGCUGAGAAGUUGAUCAGCCACCUCUGAAGGACAUGCAGCUUGCAGAAAAUUAGGGUGGUGUUACCAAGGUGAAAAGGGGAAAUGGCUUUAGAGUAGACAACAGAGAUGCCCUGAGGGGUUGUGUAGGUUGUUCACUGCAGGAAGUCCCCUGGUUAAGAAGGCAAGUGGGGUUUAAACAGACCCACAGUCUACUCAUCAAACCAGGUGUCCUUGGCAUUGUGUCCACCCAGAGAGCUCACUGUUUUCUUUUCUUUUUCUUUUCUUUUUUUUUUUUUUUUUGAGAUGGAGUCUUGCUGCAUCCCCCAGGCUGGAGUGCAGUGGCAUGAUCUUGGCUCACUGCAGCCUCCGCCUCCCAGGUUCAAGCGAUUCUCCUGCCUCAGCCUCCCGAGUAGCUAGGAUUACAGGUGCGUGCCACCACGCCCAGCUAAUUUUUAUAUGUUUAGUGGAAAUGGAGUUUCACCAUGUUGGUCAGGCUGGUCUCAAACUCCUGACCUCAUGAUCCGCCUUCCUCGGCCUCCCAAAGUGCUGGGAUUACAGGUGUUAGCCACUGCGCCCGGCCCUAGAGCUCACUGUUUUCUAGUUAGUCCAUCUGGAAGUGGAGCCUUUUUCCAGUUUGCACAAAUGUGCCAUAUUGGCUUGUAGCUGGCAUGCAUCCAAGUCCAUAGGUCCUGCCUCUUCAAUCCUGGCUUUCUAGGGCCUGGGAUGAUCAUUGCUAGAACUGAGAGACCAGCCUGGCUCAGUGAACUUCAGGGCGUUCCGUUCAUUCUUUCAGUAAAUGUUUGCAGCACAUGUGUUACAUGUCAGGCAGUGAAACCCCCCACAGCAGCCUUCCCUCUCAGAGGAUACAUUUGUAACCAUUACACAGUCAUCAAAGGAAUAAUUUUUUUUAAUCACCAGUGUGCAUACAGUCAUGGAGUUGGGUAUUCCCAGCUACCAGGGAGGCUGAGGUGGGAGGAUUGCUUGAUGCCAGGAGUUAGGGAAUAUAGUGCACCGUGAUUGGACUUGCGAAUAGCCACUGCACUGCGGCCUGGACGACGUAGUGAUACCCUGACUCUUAUAAAUAAAUAAAUGAAUAAACACAAUUAUGACUUUGCGGAUGGGA
This is a messenger RNA of Homo sapiens (human), 3116 nucleotides long. RefSeq names its product fucosyltransferase 2 (H blood group) (gene FUT2). NCBI's taxonomy places the organism in Eukaryota, Metazoa, Chordata, Mammalia, Primates, Hominidae. The transcript is spliced from 2 exons. Gene Ontology annotation, biological process: carbohydrate metabolic process. Bases 122 to 1153 code for a protein of 343 amino acids. The record is from RefSeq and is marked reviewed. Gene Ontology annotation, cellular component: membrane; Golgi cisterna membrane. Gene Ontology annotation, molecular function: galactoside 2-alpha-L-fucosyltransferase activity; alpha-(1,2)-fucosyltransferase activity.